Molecule: messenger RNA, 2553 nt
Organism: Acanthaster planci (crown-of-thorns starfish)
Lineage: Eukaryota; Metazoa; Echinodermata; Asteroidea; Valvatida; Acanthasteridae
Product: potassium voltage-gated channel subfamily KQT member 1-like
Biological process (GO): potassium ion transmembrane transport
Cellular component (GO): membrane; voltage-gated potassium channel complex
Molecular function (GO): voltage-gated potassium channel activity
Source: RefSeq, a predicted model, not a curated record
GCCUUAGACGGCGCCCAAGUCGAGUAUUGGAAAACGGCCAAGGACUCUAGAUGAAACGAUGCCGAUGGCCGUCUUCAUAAACUAUAAACUGAAGCACCUGUCCUGUUGAACUCGCAUUAAGUCCACAAAAUAGAUGGGGAAACUCAUCAGUAGAGUCAUAGCGCCCUCGUGAGUUUCCCAAACUUUACGGAAAUGUUAUUGGUGUACAUUAUAAAAAUGAAUAUUAUAUUUCCUGUGUCGAGCCAAUCAGCUAUCACUGAAUUGGUCAUGCGCAUUAGCUGUCUCGCCACACGUGCAGUGCACAAGAGCAAUAAACAAUGCAGUAGGCCUGUGCAAGUGAAUACCUGCCAUGCAUGCUGUACAUACAGUGUACGUAUGCAUGAUCGUAUGCAUUAUGAACCACUUACACAUUGGGUAUGCGUAUUUCGUGUUCGGAAUGACGAUCUGCAUGAUCUGGAUUUUGACUUCAUCUUCGAUUUCAUUUUACUCGGAAAUUUCGCCCAGCCUACCCAGAUGAGCUCAUCCAAGGAUGGCCGAAGCUGAUGGUCGUUCUAACUCACGGAAAACCAGCGGUUACUCGUACAGCACCGUGAGCUCAAGCCUAGCCGAUUUAGAGAUGGAGAUGGACCCCGUUAGUAACAGCUCGACAUCUGGGGAUGCCUGCAUGUACUCGCUGCCGGCCGACGGGGCCACCGGGACGCCUUCCGCUGCCGAGGUCCUGCCCAAGACCACCACAGGCGUCGCUACCACCGCUAUCGGUGGCGUGGGAAACAGAAACCUAAAUCAUGUCUGUGUCGGUGGUGGCGACUUCCAGACGAACAGAGAAUUACAGAGGAAGUAUUCCAUGCAUAUGAAUAAGAGGACGAUGAAAAAGAUGAGCUUUCAAGGAAGAAUGUACAACUUUCUGGAGCGUCCCACUGGUUGGAAGUGCUUCGCCUAUCACUUCCUGGUAUUUAGCACUGUAUUAGCCUGUUUAAUCUUCAGCGUCCUGUCCACAAUACCUUCCUGUAAAUUUGCCGAAGGAGUCUUGUUUUACAUGGAAAUCAUUCUAGUGAUGUUCUUCAGCUGUGAGUACCUCAUCCGUAUGUGGUCGGCAGGCUGCCGCCAACAGUACCAGGGCCUAAGGGGGCGAUUCAAGUUUGCUAGAAAGCCCAUCUUAAUAAUAGAUUUAAUAGUGGUUGUUGCAUCUGCCGCUGUGCUUUGUUUUGGUUCUGAGGGCCAGGUCUUUGCUGCCUCAGCUAUAAGAGGUGUUCGCUGUCUGCAGAUUCUGCGCAUGUUACACAUGGACCGGCAGGGAGGCACUUGGAAGCUUCUUGGCUCGGUGGUCUUCAUACACAGACAGGAGCUAAUAACCACCUUGUACAUCGGCUUCCUGAUGCUGAUCUUCGUGUCGUAUUUUGUCUAUCUGGCGGAGCGCGACAACCAGGACGAGAGAGGGCGAAAGCAAUUUGAAACCUAUGCAGAUGCCCUUUGGUGGGGUGUGGUAACGUUAACAACAAUUGGCUAUGGUGAUAAAGUGCCCAUUACAUGGCUGGGGAAAAUUAUUGCCUCAUGUUUUUCAAUAUUUUCCAUAUCCUUCUUUGCGCUUCCCUCAGGUAUUCUAGGGUCUGGAUUUGCCUUAAAGGUGCAACACAAGCAACGGCAGAAGCAUUUCAGCCGUCAGAUUCCCGCCGCUGCCAGAUUAAUACAGUGUGCGUGGAGGUGUCACGCCGCUGAGAACACCACAGGCUUCGUGUCGGAGGCCACCUGGAAGAUCCACAUUGCCCCAUCCCCGGCCGCCACGGGCGCAGGCAGCGCCGCCAACUCCACGGCUCCCAGCACCCCAGCCUUUGCCAACAAGACACACCUGCUGAAGAAGCGGAAGAACUCCAAGCUCAAGGAGGCCCUUGUGCAGUCCACCCUGCUGGAGUUCAUCCCCACCAAGUCGUCACCCGAGAGGACGGCAGGAGUCAGCGACACAGUCUUCAGCGAUGAUCCCUCAUGUGUAUUUGAGAGGCUCAACAAGAGGCGUGUGGAGGGUGACCGCGAGCCCAGCGACAGGUACCGGCCGCUCCAGCGACUCUCGGAGAUGUUCUCCAUGGACCUGCCUGAUCCCGAGGGGGACAUUUUCAGCUUUGCCUAUGUUCCUGAAACAGUCACUAGCCUGACGCCGAUUCACAAAAUUGCCAUCCGAGCAAUUCGGCGCAUUCAGUACUUGGUAGCCCGCAAAAAAUUCCAGCAAGCCAAAAAGCCGAUCGAUGUCCGAGAUGUCAUCGAGCAAUAUUCUCAGGGACACAUGAACAUGAUGGUGCGCAUCAAGGAACUGCAGCGACGACUCGACCAGACUGUCGGCAAACCUGGUGCAUACCUCACAAUUGACAAGCGGAAACAGACCAUUUUAGCACGGAUGUCCAUAAUGGAAAAUCAGAUGUACGUCAUGGAUUCCAAACUCGACGGUUGCUUGAAACUUCUCAGUGCGCUCACGAAAAGGCUCGACGAACAGAACAAGGGACAGGAUAGUUCACCGUUCGAGCCAGCGCAAUCUCACAUCUAGAGUCUUUUUGCUGAAAUCAU